AUGGGUUCUUCAAAAGCUUGGUGGACAAACCCAAAUUCUCAGGUACUGAACAAAAACCAAGAAGAGAACAUGGCUGAACAACCUUCCAUUUUCACAAGCUUGAUGGGUUCACAGAAUGAGAACCAACUAGAGGCGGUGCCGAAAGUUGAAGAUUUCUUCGAUAACCAAACGGAGACACAUGAUUCUUCUUCUCUGAGCCAAAUAUACGACCAUGGUUCUGCCUCUUCUUACUUCAGCAACCAUCAAGAUCUGAAAGCAAUUGCUGGGUUUCAAGCGUUUUCCACCACCAACUCGGGCUCCGAGGUGGAUGACUCGGUCUCAAACACCAAAACUGCCGAGUUCGGUGCUCCCUCGGUUGAGUCUUCUAAGGGAACUUUGUCUAUGGAUGCUAUCGCACAAAGUUCUGAUAAGGCCAUUGUUGUAGCAGGUUCUGAUGCAUCCGAGAAAAUUGCUCAUACCUUUGGCCAGCGAACUUCAAUUUACAGAGGAGUCACAAGACACAGAUGGACGGGUAGAUAUGAAGCGCAUCUAUGGGAUAACAGCUGUAGAAGAGAGGGUCAAGUCAGGAAAGGGCGUCAAGUGUAUUUGGGUGGAUAUGACAAGGAAGAAAAGGCCGCAAGAGCUUAUGAUUUGGCAGCUCUGAAGUACUGGGGACCAAAUGCUACCACAAACUUUCCUGUUUCCAAUUAUACAAAGGAAUUGGAGGAGAUGAAACAUGUGGGAAAGCAAGAAUUUGUUGCAUCACUGCGAAGGAAAAGCAGUGGUUUUUCUAGGGGAGCUUCAAUAUACAGGGGUGUUACAAGGCAUCACCAGCAGGGUAGAUGGCAAGCAAGAAUUGGCCGAGUUGCGGGAAACAAAGAUCUAUACUUGGGAACAUUUCCAACUGAAGAGGAAGCAGCAGAGGCAUAUGACAUCGCAGCCAUAAAGUUUAGAGGUGCAAAUGCUGUAACAAAUUUUGAGAUGAGUAGAUACAAUGUGGAAGCUAUAUUGAAGAACUCUCUUCCAAUUGGUGGGGGAGGAAAACGCUUGAAGCUUUCCCAAGAACCAGAGAAAGAACCUCCUAUUAUGAGUAUUACCCAACAACCACAGUGUGCAAAUGUGAGUAGCAGCAUCAAUUUCUCAACCAUUCAGUCAGUUGAUUCUAUACCUUAUGAUUCUGCAACAGCAUAUUACCCCCACAACCUCUUCCACCAUUUUCAUCCUACCAACGUUGCUGGCAAUAGCACAGCAGAGUCUGCUGCAGUUAUGACCAAUGCAACCACAAUGACUGCACUGCCAGCACCAGCUGAGUUCUUCAUAUGGCCUCAUCAGCCCUAUUGA
Gastrolobium bilobum is the source of this 1320-nucleotide messenger RNA. RefSeq names its product AP2-like ethylene-responsive transcription factor AIL6. The transcript is spliced from 9 exons. Lineage: Eukaryota; Viridiplantae; Streptophyta; Magnoliopsida; Fabales; Fabaceae. Bases 1 to 1320 code for a protein of 439 amino acids. Gene Ontology annotation, biological process: regulation of DNA-templated transcription. Gene Ontology annotation, molecular function: DNA binding; DNA-binding transcription factor activity. The record is from RefSeq and is a predicted model, not a curated record.